AUGCCCACCGCUCUCUGCUGCAGACCCUGUCCCUCACCCCCAGCUGCCCCUGACACAGCUCCAUGCCGUUCCCUCGUCCCUGUUGCUGUCACAGCAGAGCUCAGCGCUGCCCUCCGCUCCCUGUGAGGAGCUGCAGCCGCCAUCAGGCCUCUCAGCUCCUCUGCUCUGUGCUGUCCGAAAUCUAAACACUGGAAAUCAGCAGAGGGUAACAAGGGAAAGCUCGACAAAUUAUCACUAUAGAAAUGCGUGGUGUUGCCGUGCGAGUUCUGUUGGAUGUCUGCUUAUAUAAAAAAGAUGCAGUAGAACUGGAAAAGUCAGUUCAAUAGUGAGGAAUCCUCAGCACUCACCUUUGCACUGUUUGGGUGUUUCGGGAAGUCCUACAGUGACUGCACAGCUUUAAUUACACCUCUCACUUGCAAGUCCUGGCUUUUGGCCAUUGUUGGAGGUGGGCAGCUCUGAAGAGCCAAGCGGUAACACAGUGCUGUUGUUCUUGAGUGGAUCUAAAACGGUGCUUCUGAGUGCUGGGAAAAGAGGGAAUAGAGAUUAGAAAGAAAGAGAGAUUAGAGAGAGAGGACCAUGUGCUCAGAGAGGAGGAUUACAGCAAGGCAGCAGAUCUCAGCAGUUGCUUGGAGCAGGUGAGCUCCGGAGGUCGCUUCCAAGCUCAACCUUCCUUGUUUUUACAUCAGAUUUUUGCAAAGGGUUCAAAACCAGCCCUUGGACAGGCUGGUAUUGUUGGCCACCAAAAGCCAAGGUUAGCCUGCAGUUCCUCUUCUCAAGGUCUCUGCUUGCUCAAGGUGAGCAUAGGGCAUUACGUGUGGGCUGAGCCUGACAAGAGCCUAUAGAGGAAGGACUUUGCAAUACAUACUCCCAUAAUUAUCCCACAGAACCUGUCACCAGCUGUAGCCUUUUAUGGUUACAUUUUCAACGUGCCACCUCUGCUUAUCUCAGCAAGGAAGUGAUCGAGUCACAGUCGAGAUCCGCAGACUUUACAGGUAGGCACAAAGCUGUUGCUUUUGGUUUUGUUUUGGCCAACUCUACCUGCAGGAUCUACUCCCAUUUCCCCACAGUCUGUGGUUGCUUUCUUGUAGGGAAGACUGCCCAGCCGACACCCAACGCUUGCCGCACACCCCGUGCUACUGCCCCUUCCUUGGUUAUGAGCAAGAGACCAACACGGGUCCGUGCCAGGAGUGCUGUGCGCAGUCAGACUUUGAAACCAGCUGAUAGGCCCCGUGCUGCACUGACAGGUGGUUCUCCCUUUGGAGCUGGUAACCACUCACUGUUCUGUGACAUUUUGGAAGGAAGAAAGAACCCAAUGCUGACAAUGGCCAGUGGGAAUAAAAGGUGUGAGUCCAAGAGAUGCAGUCAGACGGAAAUGAUCAUCCACAAAAGAAGGAGCGAAGACCUCCUGACAUUCUACCUGCGCCAUCAGGAUGCACUGAGCAGUCCCUGUGCGUGCCACCAAAGCAACGUGUUCACUCUGCCUUGUUCUGAUGCCAUGAGGAGAGACAUCCAGGUGCUUCAGAAGUUCAUCAAGAAGUACGAGCCCCGUGGAGCUGUUGUUACCAAAGAAGAAGUUGUUAUUAUCAGUGCAGACAAUGAUGUCUGCAAACAAACAUCUCCAAAGAACCUCACCAAAGCUGCAACCCUACUGGAAGGACACAGGGUAGAAACAGAAAGCAAAGGCUGCCUAGAAGCCCAGAGCACAGACCUCGGGGAGCCUCCAGGAGGCAGGACACGGUCACAGCCUCCAGCUCCGAGGGACCAAAGGGAACCAAAAGAUUUGGGUCUUCCCCCUGAUGAUUUCAGCAAGAAGGUCUAUAGGCUGGCAGCCACUUACGUUGCUGUAGCAGUGGGAUUUCUGUGCUGGUCCAGGCUGCGGCUCCAGCUGGGGAAUUAUUACUGGCUGUCCCUCACUUUUGUGAUGUACAUUGCUCUUAUCCUGCUGAGCUCUGCAACCAGCCACAUGGGUUCUGUGAGCGCCUUGACAGUGACAGCAAUUGGAAGCACAAUACUUGGAAUUAUUUCAGACUCCUAUGAGUCACUGACAGUAACGCUAGUUGGAGGAAUAACUGCAGCUGCAACCCUGCUACUGUGUUUAUUUGCUCUAAAGACGAAUAAACCCCUGACGAACUUGACCAUAUCGAGCACUUUGAGUGUCCUGUGGGCUGCUGGGGCAAUUGCCUGUGUCGUUAUAAACUCAUAUAAGUUCCAGGCUUUGUACGCUCUGUUUGGAAUUCUGUUCUUUGCUACCGAUCUGACAAGGACGGUGACUGAGCUCCAAAGUCAGCCCAUGGCAAUGCAGCGCUCCAUGGACCACGCCGAGGCAGCACAAGGACUUUUCAUACCCAUUGCUAUGAUCUUCUUCUUUACUUUGCUAUUAGUUGGUUGAACACACGGCAAAGCCAAAUACUUUGGCUGCCUUCAACUAUCAGCAACGUGCCACUUUUACCUAAAGGAAGCUCGACAGCUCAUUGAGGCGUUCUGGCAAGGUGGCUGUGGAAAGUAUUUUCAUGUAAUAGUAUUUCUGUGGAUGAAAAAUGUCUUAAGAUAUUGUAGAACUGUAUAAACAAGAGAGCGAGCACAAUGUACUGAGCUCUUCUCUGAAAUAUUUUCCUCGCUGAUGAGAUGGUCCCAGUGCAAAGCUUAGGGCCAGGCCCCUUGAUCAGUGAAUUACAUUGUGUUUAUUGUCAGAAUUGCACCCCAGUGAAACAUUAUGGACUGCAGAGAAGAGGGGAAAUGUUUGAGGGGAUGAAGAUGGUUACUGUAAUAUCUUUGUAAGGACUGCCAUUUGUACUUCUCGAUGCUUGGUCAUUUGAUAGAGAAGCAAACAGGAAUCUCAACAAAGUGCAAAAGCCAGGAGUGACGCCAUCGUAGGAUUAACUGCUGCACCAUGCUGAGCAUGGGCACACAUCUCAAUGCAAUAUCCAAGAGGUUCAGUUUCUUCAGAUUCCAUUCAAUGGGUCCACGUGCAUGAUUGGAAAUGCCAAGUCACAGCCAAGUGAGACUGUUACCCAGUGCUACAGCUGAAAAUACUUAAGUCUUGUAAUCCUUUAGUAAACAUAAACAUGCUAAUUUCAUCAGUCAUUAAAUGCACAGGUGAGUUUAAAAAACAAGUAUAUUUUUUAGCUGGGAGGCAUCAUCUUGGGGUGCAUUUGAAGGUGUGCUGGAAGAAUCCUUUUCUGGGCUGCAUGAGUCUGCAGUGGAAGAUGUGUUGUUUACCUCUGGCUUGGCAUCAUCACUACACAGCGUUUGCUGGAGUCUCUCAAUGCCUAUCAAAUGGAAACAUAGCUCAGUUCAAGCUUUUCUUAUCCAGCAGAAAUGGUGAAAAUAGAAGGGAAAGAUUGACCUGACACAGAUUGCUCAGAUUCUGUAUAAUCUCUGGUUUUAGACAGUCCCAAAACUUGAUCAAAGGCAGCUCUGAGCUCUGACUUAACACUCGGCCUCGCUCUCAGCAGGAAGUUGUAGUAGUUGACCCAAGAGUUUCCCCCCAACCUGUGGGGUUUUUUUUGUUACCCCACUUCCUUGACUUCACAGAAAUCCCUUUUGCCAAUAAUAUAUACCAUUGGUUCAAGACUCUGUAUUUCAGUGCAUAAAGGAUGGGUAAAUUUCUCACAUUUCACGUGUGAAGCACAUACAGAUGAGGGGUGCUUUGGAAUACCAGUAUAAUAUAAUGGGUGAUUUUCAAGAAGAAUAAGCAACUUCCAACAGAGAAAAAAAAUAUUUCUUAAAAUGCAAUUCCACAGACUUGAAAGGUUUGACAUAACCCAGGAGCAGUGCUCAGUAACCAAUACUCUGGGCCGUUCUGGUAUUUCUCAGUUCAUAGCAGUGCCAAUAGUGCCCUCACAAGCUGAGAGGGGAUAGGUAGAUUUGAACACAUUGUUUGUAAUAUUAAUGUUUCCCAAAGCUUGCAUGCUACUAUGUGACAUAUUAAAAGUAAAACCAACUUACAUAUACAAAUCUUAUCUACAGAAUCAGAGAAAACCAGUCUAAACCAUCCAGGUUCAUAACAAUAAAAAGCUUUUCCAGGGCUAAUCAGGAGUUUGUUAUCAAGGAGCUUCUGCCAUAGUUCAAGUUCAGCUUCAAAUGUCUGUGAUUUUAAGAACUAAAAAAAAAAAAAGAAAAUAAA
This is a messenger RNA of Coturnix japonica (Japanese quail), 4126 nucleotides long. The record is from RefSeq and is a predicted model, not a curated record. NCBI's taxonomy places the organism in Eukaryota, Metazoa, Chordata, Aves, Galliformes, Phasianidae.